GCACGAACGGUCGCAUUGCCAUCACAACGUCAAAACUUCACCGACCAAAAUGAGCAGCAACGACGGCAUGAAUGAGGAGACUCCUCUGGAAGACACACUUCGUCACUUCUGGAAGGAUGAAAAGUAUCACGAUGUCAAGCUUUCCUGUAGCGAUGGAGCCGUCGUUGGGGCCAACCGCUGUGCGCUCUCCCUUCGAAGCGAAGUCUUUUCAAAAAUGCUCUUUGGCCAUUUUAAAAAGAGUCAAACGAUUUUAGCAAAAGUGUCUUCGAGUGAGCGAGUCACGGUGCACUACAGUGGACAUGUAGUGGAUGCGCUUGUUGAGUUCAUCCACACUGAUUCCUCUGACCUUCUAGCUCCCAAAAGUGGCUAUAUGCACAAGCAUGGUGAGAAGACGAGUGAGGAAUUGCAAGAGAAAAUGAGCGCUUUGGUGUCCUUGACAGCAGCAGCUCAUUUUUAUAACCUCCCGAAGCUCCACAAGAAAGCGUGCAAUUCUAUCGUUCACUUACUCGACAAGAUGCCCUCACUAGCUCUAAUAGUCGUCGAAGCAGGUGCAGCAGACAAUUCCGCUCUCCUGACGGCAGCCAAAAGAAAGGCCCUCACCAUCAUCCGAACCCGUGAGGGAAUUAGCAAAGAAGACAGCACGUUGGUGGCCAACAUCAGCGAAACUGCACUCGAAUUUUUUCUCCAAGACGACAGCGAAACACCACGAAAACAACACCUGCUCUUUGAAAUCUUGCAGCAUUGGGUCGGAGAAGACGAGGAACGAAAGACAAUUGCCAAGGAGCUGGUACACAAUCAUAUUUGCUUGGAGAAGCUCGACCCUGACUUUCUGACUUCAUCUGUGCUACCAUCUGGUUUCUGCAAAACGCAGCAACUAAUGCAGGCGUUCCAAAUCCAAGCACGAGCUGCAAAGGAAAAACAUGGAAUGUUUGCAAGACCAUUCACGCCAUCACGGGCUGUCUGGACCAGUUCAGGAAGCAUAACUUCAACCUGCGAGGAAUUCAAGACAGACUUGCUGAAGUUUCCUCCAAUCAAAGACAAGACAGUUCGAUGGACAGUUGAAAUUUUGAAUGAUGCUGAAAAUGUUUGGCUUGGAAUUGUGAAGGCAGGACUUGACUGUGCUUGUUUUGAUUGUCUUGUUGGUCCCGGUGCAGGAGUUGCAUACAGUGGAAAGGGAAGUGUUUUGAAUAGCCAGACGCAUUGCCCCAAAUUUGAUACGGGUCCAAAGUCACUUUCACGUUGAUUAUAACUGGACUUGAACAGGUAUCUACAGUUUCGUUGGUCGGAUCAGUCGAUGGUGGACGUCCAUUCAUUGUGGCAGUUCUAGCACGAGACGCUUGGUUAAAAGAGGGUGCCAUCCCUGCAGUCUCCACGAAAUCCCGUGGCUCGGUUCGGCUGUUGAGCAUCAAUGAGCUCAAGUAGCUCACCAGCAGAAGACAGAAUGCGCAAUCUGAAAUCUGAGUUCCCCCCUCUUGAGGGACUUCCGUACGACUGCGACACAACCAGCUUUCAUUGCCAUGAGCUCGUUUGCUAGCUAGCUAGUACAGCGAAUUAAGUCAGCGGGAGCUGCGAUACCUCGGCAGAAAGACAGAUAGAAGAAGGAGGAUCAUGUUCGAGAUUGCACCCAUCUUUGAAGCCAGCCUGGCGACACACCCGACUAUCGUCUGUGUUGCCGCCCGGUAUCAUCAUUCCCUCAUUGCAACCUUCUUUAUUAAGCUAGCCCUGGCGACAACACCCGACU
This is a messenger RNA of Seminavis robusta, 1741 nucleotides long. The record is from the annotation of a GenBank genome assembly. NCBI's taxonomy places the organism in Eukaryota, Bacillariophyta, Bacillariophyceae, Naviculales, Naviculaceae.